UGUAAUUAGACAAAAUACAAAAUACUAAUAAGUGUAUUGAAGAGAGGGAAGAGGUAAAGAUGAGAACACAAAUAAAGUGUGUAAACGGCGCAGUGUCUUCUGAACCGUUCUGUCUAUUAGUACUACGUUUACAGAUAAGCCCGUUGAUUGUUUUGUAUUGUUGGAACCAAACAAGGAACAAUCUCUUCUUAGUUCUUCCUUUCUUACUUUCAUUUCAUGUUUCAUGUUACAGUUUUGAGACUUUGAGUUGAAUCUCUACUCUCUCUCUCUAUCUACCUCUCUACACGUGUAUCAUAUCAUCACCCUUCAAAACAACGGUUUCAUGUUCUUCUCUUCUCUCUCCCUCACUCUAUAGCAACGGUUUAAUUUCAUGUUCACAAAUUCAGCUCAAAAUAUGCUUCUAUGUUUUUAAAUUCUGAUUUUUCUUUCAAAUUCAUAUAAAUUUAAAUUGAAUGAAUUUUUUUUGGUGGAACUGAUCUUUAAUGAUGUAUUUUUAAUUAUGAGCUGAAUUAAAUCUGCAAGUUCUGAAUUUUUUGUUUUCUCUUUUUGGCUUUGUUUCAUUUAUGGAACUUCAGGUGCACAGAUCUAUGAGCUGUGAAAACAACUUGGUAAGUCCUCACAAUUAUGUACACAGAUUUUUAUUUAUUUUUAUAUUAUAGGUUUCAAACUAUGCUAUGAUGACUUUGUUUCCAAUUAAUGUGAUUUUGUAUAAUGUUUGCUAUUUAAAGGCUAUAAACACAAGCAGAAGCUACAAGGGGUUUGGUGCAGAAUCAGCUUUAAUUAAUUUUUCUGCUUUUUAUUUUAACUUAAAAACAAAAACAAAAGGUCAAAGACAAUUCAAAAGUACUAGUACACUACAUUAGAUCCAAUGUUUUUUACCUUAUUAUUUUUUCCAACAUAAAUAAACAAAUUUGUUAUGAUAUAAUAAAAUUAAUUUAGGGUUGGUCUUGUGUCUGUGUUUGCAGGAAGUGAGACUGAGAGGCUCUGAGCCCUACUCUCAUUAUCAUUUUUUUUUUUUUUUUUGCUUUUGAAAAAAGCCUUAAACAUUGGUUCCUGACUUAGACUAUGAUAUAUCACUGCAUUAAUAAAUAAUUAAGUUAAAUAAAUAAGUAAGACCUUUUUUUAUUACUAUACAGCCAAAAAAACUCCCUCACCCUCAUUUAUCAUCAUCAUCAAUGCAAAACACAUAGCAUCUCUCUCUCUCUCUUUCACACACACCUCUUCUUGUGUUUGUGGAAAAAGGCAUGAUUGUGAAAUGGAGGAUGAGAUUGAAGCACAAGCAUGUAAGUUUCCAAGGCUUGGAAAUGGUUCUUCAAAUAACAAAAACAUAGGUAAGUAUCCUCUUGAUGAUGAGGAACAAGAGCUUAUUAUUAGAAGGAAAAAUGUUAGAGAAAUUGGAAGAAUUGAUGAUGUCAAUGUUAACACAAGAAACCAUUUCCAAAACCAUUCAUCAAGAAUUGUUAGAGUGUCUAAAGCAUCUGGUGGAAAAGAUAGACACAGCAAAGUAAUGACUUCAAAGGGUUUAAGAGACAGAAGAGUUAGGCUGUCAGUUACAACAGCUAUUCAAUUCUAUGAUCUUCAAGAUCGUCUUGGUUAUGAUCAACCUAGUAAAGCUGUUGAAUGGUUAAUCAAUGCUGCUUCUGAUUCCAUCUCUGAACUACCUUCUCUCAACAUCAACACUUUCCCUCAAACCCCAACUCAUGAAAGACAGAACAACAACAACAACCUUAAUUCUUUGUCUAAAUCUGCUUGUAGCAGCACUUCUGAGACAAGUAAAGGUUCUGAGAGAGCAAAGGAGAAAGAUAAUGAGUCUAGUUUUGCACAACAACAACAACAACAGCAACAUCAUCAUGAUGUGAGUGUGAAUCAUAAUCAUCACAUUUCUCAAACUGCUUCAUUUACUGAGUUACUGACUGGUGGAAUUGGUAGUAGUAAUGUAAGAAUUCCAACAACAACUAGUCCUAAUGGAUCAGUUCAUGAUUCUCAGAUUAAUAAUCAUGGUGAUGAGUUCAACAAAACAAGACAUCAUCAACAAUGGUCUUCAACAGUAACACCAAUAAUGGAUUAUUUCAACUCAGGACUUAUGGUGUCAAAUUCAAGAACUCAUCAUCAUAAUCAAUCUUCUACUUCAUCAUCAUCAUCUUCUGGUUGUUUCCAACUAGGACAACAACAUUCACUACCAGUUUCACCAUUCAGUAAUAGUGGUGAAAACAACUCAGAUAUUCAAAUGCAGCAGCAUUUUCCAUUCAUGUCUGAACAUCUUAUGCAGCAACAAGCUGUGGUUACUUCAUCAUCAUCUUCACAUCAAGCAAGUGGGAAUAAUGAUCAUCAUUACAAUCUUAACUUCGCUAUAUCGUCUUCGGGCCUUGUUGGUUACAAUAGGGGGACCCUUCAGUCCAAUUCACAGUCUCUUUUGCAUCAGUUGCAGAGGUUUUCACCUAUGGAUGGAUCAUCAACAACAUCAUCAUCCAAUAAUCUACCUUUCUUCAUGGGAGCUACUGUUACUCCUGCUGUUCCUUCAACAAUGGACAACAACCAUCAACACCUUCCAUUUUCACCUGUCUUUGAUGCUCGUUUGCAGCUUUGCUACACUGAUGGAAGCCGCCAUUCAGAUCAAAAGGGAAAAUGCAAUAAGAACUGACUUCUUCUUCCUGGUAAGUGGAAUUCUCUUUCGUGUCCUUUCAAUAUGGGAGUUGCAAAAUUGAAGGGUACGUUGUUGUCAAGUGUUGGUAUUUCUUCUCUGACCAUUUUGAGUCAUCUUGUCAAUUGUCUUUUGGAGAAAUGUAAAAGAAUAUUGAUUCAACUUAUUAUUCUUUUGAUUUCUAUAAUUAUUUUGAAGUUUAUGUACUGUGGUUUCAGAAAUUAAAAGACUUGUAAAUCAUUCAGCCAAAACGAACAAAACCUUAUAAUGUGUGCCUCCAUAGAGGUUUUUACCCUAAAAAA
Cicer arietinum (chickpea) is the source of this 2943-nucleotide messenger RNA. The record is from RefSeq and is a predicted model, not a curated record. NCBI's taxonomy places the organism in Eukaryota, Viridiplantae, Streptophyta, Magnoliopsida, Fabales, Fabaceae.